Molecule: messenger RNA, 1833 nt
Organism: Momordica charantia (bitter melon)
Lineage: Eukaryota; Viridiplantae; Streptophyta; Magnoliopsida; Cucurbitales; Cucurbitaceae
Source: RefSeq, a predicted model, not a curated record
AUGAGGAGGCGGUUCCUACCACCACACUUCUUGAGAGAUUGUGUACAGAAACUUCAAGCUCUUCGCCAAGGAAACAAGAGUGUUGAAGAAUAUUAUAAAGAGAUGGAAACAUUGAUGGAAAGGUUAGACAUUGAUGAGAAUGAUGAGAACACAAUGGCACGAUUUAUGAAUGGGUUAAACAUAGAAGUGGCUGAUCGUGUUCAUUUGCAGAUGUAUGAGGAUAUGAAGGAGUUGGUGCACUUUUCGAUGAAAAUUGAAAAGCAAAUUCAAAGGCGUAAGUCGAGGGUGACUAAGCAGGUGAAAAUUCCUUUUGCCAUUAGAAGAUACGAGGACGAGGAAUUCAAAGGUGUAUUUCCCGAGGAGUUGCCUAAGGAGUUACCACCUUUGCGAGGCAUAGAACACAAGAUUGACUUCACACCCGGUGCUCAAAUUCCAAAUCGACCAGCAUACCGGACAAAUCCACAAGAGGCUAAAGAGAUUCAAAGGCAAGUAGACGAGUUGUUUGCCCAAGGGAUGAAUGUGAGAGAUGAAUGGAAAACUGCAUUUAAAACUAAGCAUGGAUUAUAUGAAUGGUUGGUUAUGCCAUUUGGUUUGACCAAUGCACCUAGUACUUUUAUGCGACUUAUGAACCAUGUAUUGCGUGACUUUUUGGGAGAGUUUGUUGUGGUUUAUUUUGACGACAUUCUGAUAUAUUCUAGGACACUAGAGGAUCAUGUUCAGCAUGUUAGGUAUGUUCUGAUUGCACUUCGAAAAGAAAAACUUUAUGCUAAUCUUAAAAAGUGUAAUUUUUGCAUGGAAAUGAUAAACUUCCUAGGAUUUGUUAUAUCUAAACAGGGAGUGGAAGUUGAUACUGAGAAGGUUAAAGCCAUUAGGGAGUGGCCCACACCUAAGAAUGCUAGUGAAAUUAAGAGCUUUCAUGGACUAGCUGGUUUCUAUAGGCGGUUCAUUAGAGACUUUAGUUCCAUAGCUGCACCACUUAAUGAGCUUAUUAAGAAACAUAUGAAAUUUGAGUGGGGUAAAGCUCAAGACUGUGCAUUCAAUGAGUUGAAAGAUAAAUUAUGUAAUGCACCUUUACUUGCCUUACCUAACUUUGAACUAACGUUUGAAAUUGAGUGUGAUGCAAAUGGAAUAAGGAUUGGAGCUGUUUUAAUGCAGAACCAAAGGCCAUUGAUGUACUUUAGCGAAAAGUUGAGUGAAGCAACUCUAAAGUACUCUACAUACAACAAAGAGCUUUAUGCCUUGGUGAGAGCACUACAAACGUGGCAGCACUAUUUGUGGCCAAAGGAAUUUGUUAUUCACACUAACCACCAAAACUUACAGCAUUUGAAGGGGCAACAAAAGCUAAAUAAAAGGCAUGCCAAAUGGUUGGAGUUCAUAGAAACUUUUCCCUACGUGAUACGGUAUAAUAAAGGUAAGGAAAAUGUGGUAGCCGAUGCACUAUAUCGAAGGUAUGUUUUACUGAACUCCCUUCAAACAAAAUUGCUUGGCUUUGAACAUAUUAAGACCUUGUAUUCUCAGGACACUCAUUUUGAACCUAUUAUUGAGUAUCUUCUGCAAAAACGUGUGGCGAAUGAUUAUAUGUUGUUUGAUGGUGACGAUUUUGAUUCGAGAACGAAUCCUUCAAAAGGGGGAAAAGAUGAUAUGAACCAAGAUGCAUUAGCCUUGCCACCAGAACCAAUCACUCGUUCAAGGGCCAAGCAGUUACAGCUAGCAUUUGCUUCUCACAUCCAAAGAGUAGUGAGCCCCACUAAUGGACAUCAAGAAGAUAAAGGUUGGAAAAAACUUUAUUCAUGGUGCCAAAUGAAUAUACGAGAUGAAGAUGAAGCCAAAUGA